Nyctereutes procyonoides (raccoon dog) is the source of this 3618-nucleotide messenger RNA. It is a transcript of the gene ZNF768, whose product is annotated as zinc finger protein 768. Gene Ontology annotation, molecular function: RNA polymerase II cis-regulatory region sequence-specific DNA binding; DNA-binding transcription activator activity, RNA polymerase II-specific. Gene Ontology annotation, biological process: regulation of transcription by RNA polymerase II; transcription by RNA polymerase II. Lineage: Eukaryota; Metazoa; Chordata; Mammalia; Carnivora; Canidae. The coding region runs from base 1665 to 3329 and encodes 554 amino acids. Gene Ontology annotation, cellular component: nucleus. The record is from RefSeq and is a predicted model, not a curated record. The transcript has 2 exons.
UAUCUUUCCAGAAUCACUCUUCCUUUGAUUCAAAGCUCCACCAAGGGCAGUGUUCCUCAGGUUCCCUUCUCAAGUUUCUGUCCAAGUCAGGGCUGGAGAGUUCUUAGCUCCCUUAAAGGCCAGAUGGUUUUCUACUUCUCCUGAACUCCACCACCCUCACCUGGAAGUAACUCCCAUAGGAUCCCUGCCUCUUUGUGAGAAAAUCCAGGAACCUGGGACUAAGGCUCCCAUCUCAGGGAAGGUGGAAGGGAUAGGCAGGUAAUAGAAAAGAAAGCAGCCCUCCCCUCUGCGGGAGCAUCCGCCGACUGGCCCCUUCAGCACCAGGAACCCGUGGGAGAAAGGAAAGUGCUGGGAAAGGAAGUAUGCGGAAGACCUGGGGAGAAGGUUGUCUGUCUCCAGAUCCCUUGGCUUUCUUCAGAGAGAUAAGACGUAAUGAAAGGUAAAUGGGGGCGGGAAAAGUUCUGAAAGCACCAGCCCGACGACUGAAAGGGAGGCGCUAGGCGCCUCCCUCUCAGCUCUCGGCGGGCACUUCUGACCACUGGGGUAGGUGGUCCCCCUCCAGCCAAUCAGAAAGGUGCCUGGCGUUCCCUGGCGACCCUUCACGCCUACCAGUUGGUGAAUAGCGCUAGGAGGCGGGACGAUGAGAGCACGAGCUUCCCCGGCCAAUCGCCGCACUCCCAGGGAGGUAGGGGUGGUGCUUCUGGAAACUGGAGGCGGGGCUGUUUCCUUGGCAACGAUCCUAGCCCUCCAGGAGCCGGUAGGGUGGAGAUUAGGAGGAGCAGAGAGGGGAGGGGGACAGGAGGAGUCGGGGUGGGCGCGCCGGUGCGGAGGAGUAGAGUUCGGGGUGGCAGGGUGGGAGUCCCUGGCUCAGGAGCUCAAGGCGGGGGGUCGGUCCGGGUUCCCGAGGCACGGCCGGAGCUGACCCCCAGGCCCAGGAGGGGAAGGGAGCUAGACACCGCCCCCGCUGGCGCCGGGAAGCGUCGCUCCUUCUCGCUGACCUUGGUCUCGAUUGUCGCCUCGCCCUUGGCCACAGGCACUGACGGACGCAGGGCCCGGGUGACGGAUAGAUAGGCUCCUGGAGGAUGGAGACCUAGGACAUAGCACACAAACUACCCCAGCCUUUUCUGCCGGCUCCAGGGCGCCCCGUCCUCCCCCACCUGAACGCCGGGGCCAUCCAGCCCAGGGUUAAUGCCAACGAGUUUCCACCUCCAGCCGCUCCUAGAGAGGCCGUGGCGCUAGCCAGCGGGGGAAACUGGCCGCGGACGGACACUUCCUGUGCGGGGGGAGGAGGGGGUCGGAUAGCCGCAGCCCAGCCCGGGCUGGGGGGCCAGACGGCGGGGUCGCGGUCGGGGAGCGGCAUCCGGGGGCGGCAGGGCGAGUCGUGAAGACCCUCACCUCCGAGGCCACGACGCACGGGACCUUGGAGGGCCCCAGGGCAAGGCGAGACCUUGUGGGUGGGGGCGGGGCCGUGGGUAGGGGAGGGGCCCAGCCGGCCGGAGAGGCCCAGGGUCAAGACGUCCGGCCUCAGGGGCCCGGGCUGGGCAGCCGGGUCCCCUGGGCGGCGCUGAGCAGGCGGGAGGCGAGGGCCCGGGUCUCAGGGCACUCAGGCCUGGUCGCAGGAUCGUCCGCCAUCGCCGCCGCCGCCGCACUGGGAGCCGGCGGGGAUGGAACGGGAGGCGUCGCCGUGGGGCCUCGAGCCCGGGGAUGUGCAAAGUCCUGACGAACUGGGGAGCCCCGAAGGGUCCCUCAAAGGCAACAUGAGUGAGAAUGAGGAAGAAGAAAUGUCUCAACAAGAAGGCACUGGGGACUAUGAGGUCGAAGAGAUACCCUUUGGGUUGGAUCCCCAGAGCCCUGGGUUUGAGCCACAAAGCCCCGGGUUUGAAUCCCAAAGCCCCAGGUUUGAGCCGGAAAGCCCAGGGUUUGAAUCCCGAAGCCCUGGGUUUGUGCCCCCAAGCCCUGAAUUUGCACCCAGAAGUCCUGACUCAGAUUCUCAGAGCCCUGAGUUUGAACCCCAAAGUCCUAGGUAUGAGCCCCAAAGCCCUGGCUAUGAACCCAGGAGCCCUGGUUAUGAACCCAAGAGCCCUGGUUAUGAACCCAAAAGCCCUGGGUAUGAACCCCGGAGCCCUGGGUAUGAAUCCCAGAGCCCAGGAUAUGAUCCCCAGAAUUCUGAGUUCAAAACCCAAAGCCCUGAAUUUGAAGCUCAAAGUUCCAAAUUUGAGGAAGGUGCAGAGAUGCUUCUGAAUCCUGAAGAAAAGAGUCCUUUGAGCAUCCCCUUGGGAGUCCACCCCUUGGACUCCUUCACCCAGGGGUUUGGGGAGCAGCCCACGGGGGGUCUGCCCCUAGGGCCACCUUUUGAGAUGCCCACAGGGACCCUGCUGGCUACACCCCAGUUUGAGAUGCUCCAAAAUCCCCUGGGCCUGACAGGGGCCCUUCGGGGUCCAGGUCGGCGGGGUGGCCGGGCCAGGGGUGGGCAGGGCCCUCGGCCUAAUAUCUGUGGCAUCUGUGGGAAGAGCUUCGGGCGGGGCUCCACCCUGAUCCAGCACCAGCGCAUCCAUACGGGUGAGAAGCCCUAUAAAUGUGAGGUCUGUAGCAAGGCCUUCUCCCAGAGCUCUGACCUCAUCAAACACCAGCGCACCCACACGGGCGAGCGGCCCUACAAGUGUCCUCGUUGUGGCAAGGCCUUCGCCGACAGCUCUUACCUGCUUCGCCACCAGCGCACCCACUCUGGUCAGAAGCCCUACAAGUGCCCGCACUGUGGCAAGGCCUUUGGUGACAGCUCCUACCUCCUGCGGCACCAGCGCACCCACAGCCACGAGCGGCCCUACAGCUGCCCCGAGUGCGGCAAGUGCUACAGCCAGAACUCUUCCCUCCGUAGUCACCAGAGGGUGCACACCGGGCAGAGGCCCUUCAGCUGUGGCAUCUGUGGCAAGAGCUUCUCGCAGCGCUCGGCACUUAUCCCCCAUGCCCGCAGCCACGCCCGUGAGAAGCCCUUCAAGUGCCCUGAGUGCGGCAAGCGCUUUGGCCAGAGCUCUGUGCUGGCCAUCCAUGCCCGCACCCACCUGCCAGGCCGCACCUACAGCUGCCCCGACUGUGGCAAGACCUUCAACCGCUCCUCCACGCUGAUUCAGCACCAGCGCUCCCACACAGGCGAGCGGCCCUACCGGUGCGCUGUGUGCGGCAAGGGCUUCUGCCGCUCCUCCACACUGCUGCAGCACCACCGGGUGCACAGCGGGGAGCGGCCCUACAAGUGCGAUGACUGUGGAAAAGCCUUCUCACAGAGCUCCGACCUCAUCCGCCACCAGCGGACCCACGCAGCCGGCCGGCGCUGACCUGGGGCCCUGCCAGGGGUGGGGAGGUGAUGGGCAGGAGAAACGGGCCAGGGAGCUGAGAAACCUUUAGAGGGAAUAGUGGAAAAGCUGGGGGAGGAUGGAAGAGUUGAGGGCCAGGGUGGAGGAAGUUACGUGCCCUGGAGACUUCUGGGAAAUGGGCUAUGAGGGGUUGGAGAGAGGCCAAGCAGGCAGUGGGAGGCUCUGGGAGAGAUCCAGAAAAGAGGUCAGUGGAGAGCUGGCCUCAGCAGUAGCAUGCCCCUUGGUGGGUGCCUGGCUUGGCAAAGCUCUA